CCUGGGCGGCGGAACGCCAUGGAGGGCGGCGGAGGCGCCUACGGGGCGGCCAAGGCCGGCGGUGCCUUCGACCUGGUCCGCUUCGUGCAGCAGCCGCAGGUGGUGGCGCGGAUCGUCAGCGCGGUCUUCGCCCUGAUCGUGUUCGCCUGCCUGGUCGGGGAUGGCUACAUGAGCCGGCCCGAGGACCCCCGGCUCUUCUGCAUCUUCAACCACAACGAGGACGCCUGUCGCUACGGCAUCGGCAUCGGCGUCCUCGCCUUCCUCGCCUGCAUCUUCUUCUUCAUGGUGGACGUCUAUUUCCCCCAGAUCAGCAACACUACGGACCGCAAGUACCUGGUCCUGGCCGACCUCGGCUUCUCAGGUCUCUGGACCUUCCUGUGGUUCAUCAGCUUCUGUUUCCUGACCAACCAGUGGUCCUGGACACAGGCUGAGGAUGUGUACAUCGGCGCGGACUCUGCCCGUGCUGCCAUCACCUUCAGCUUCUUCUCCAUCUUCUCCUGGGCACUCCUGCUCACCUUCGCUUACAAGAGGUACAAAAUGGGGGUGGAGGACUUUGCUCAAAGCUACGCCGACCCCAGCCCGGGGGUUCCGACUCCCUACUCCAGCUAUCCCAACAUCAGCCAUGAGAGCUACCAGCAGCCGCCCUUCACGCACACAGCGGAGGCCCCGGAGGGCUAUCAGCCACCACCGGUGUACUGAGCCCUGGCUGGCACCCGCGGGACGGCUGUACAGUGCAAUUCCUUCCGCGGGGUGGGAGGGAGGGAUCUGUGACUUGGAGGGCACAGUGGGGCGGGAGGGUGAUGGCUGCUUUGUUUAAGGUGACUGGGCCUUUUCAUGAGGUGCAGGAGGGGCUUCUGCCUGGUCCCAGAGCUGGAUCCUGACUGGAGGGUCCAGAGCCCAUUGUGUGAUUUGGUAGGUGGUUUGGCACACGAUGAUUUGCAGCUGCUGGGUGAGCAGUGCAGCUGCAGGUUGGGUGUGUGGGCAGCCUUGGCACUUACAAGCCUCUGCUUUUGCUGUGGUGCCUUGGUGGUGGGCUGCAGCUCACACCCCCGACUCUGGCCAGGCUCUGCCCCUGUGACUGUUGCCUUGGCCCAUCCUGUCUCCGGUGCCUUUCAGCCCUGCUGGCUGCAUUCCCCACGUGCUGUCUCGCUGCUGCAGCACAGCCAGGCCCAGCUCCUGCCUGCACUGCCUUCCCUUGCCUUCCCCAGCGGCUGCUUCUGGGCCAGCUAUUGCCAAAGCCCCCUCUUCUCUAAUGCCAUGCUGUGCCUUCCUCCAGCCUGCACUAGAGCUGCUGGUGCUUGGAUGAUGCCAUUUGGGGUCUGUGGGAGCAGUGAGCACUGAGAUCCCUCAGCAGAGCUGUGGCUGAGGACACCCUGGAGCACUUUCCUUGCCUUGUGUGCCUGCCCGAGUGCUGCUGUGAGGCUGAGCUCCUGCUCCCUGCCCACAGCUCCCUCCUGCACUCCUGCCACACCAGGAGCCUCUGGUCCAUUGUCUCAGGUUGUGUUUGCUGCUGUGCUGUGGUAAAGCUGUUCCCGGCAGCCGUGUGUGCCAUCACUGCUGGGGCCAGCCUUUGAGUAGUUGUCACUGUAGGGUUGGAAUAAAACUUUUUCACCAAGCCA
This is a messenger RNA of Pyrgilauda ruficollis (rufous-necked snowfinch), 1619 nucleotides long. It is a transcript of the gene SYNGR2, whose product is annotated as synaptogyrin 2. Bases 19 to 699 code for a protein of 226 amino acids. Lineage: Eukaryota; Metazoa; Chordata; Aves; Passeriformes; Passeridae. Gene Ontology annotation, cellular component: neuromuscular junction; synaptic vesicle membrane. The transcript has 4 exons. The record is from RefSeq and is a predicted model, not a curated record.